Messenger RNA from Drosophila mauritiana, 988 nucleotides. RefSeq lists its product as uncharacterized. Lineage: Eukaryota; Metazoa; Arthropoda; Insecta; Diptera; Drosophilidae. The transcript has 2 exons. The record is from RefSeq and is a predicted model, not a curated record. Bases 432 to 692 code for a protein of 86 amino acids.
UAUGUUUCCUCCAUAACCCCCCACUGCUCCUGGUGUCGGAGGUCUGAUGCGGUGACAGCUGUGUGUCUGUUUGUAAUGGAUAAGUGUUUCCCUGUUCCGUAAUUAGCACAAGAUUAACGAACUCUCAGACAGCAAACAAAGGGCUGAUUUGGCUUGUCUUUUGCCUUGAUGCGUGGAAAGUCUGGGUGGAGUAGCUUCUAUAGGCUUAGCGGAAUCUUCACUCGUGUGUUCCCCUUCCAAGCCUAAAGAAAUAAUGAAAGGGUAUAGAAGGAGGCAAAACAUUUCGAAAAUAUAAGUCAAAGUAGGGCCUGGAGCUAAGCUGUCAAUGUCGUUUGCAUCCCAGUCCAAAUUCAGUUCACAUUACUCGGUUACCUCAGUCCGAAGCCACUAGACAUAUAUUUUUUAAUAUUUUGUAAGAGAUUCCUUCCAUUAUGGAGCGAUUCGCACUGACAACCUGCAUUCGCCGUGUCUGGAUCAUGUCCGGAUGGCUGCGCCAGGAGGCUGCAAUAGCAGCCGGCAUGUUGGUGGUGCAGCGACACCAGGUCGAGCUGAGGAAUAAGGAGGAGGAGGGACUCAAUGUCGGACAGCAGGCUGCACCCAGUGGCGGCGACAUGGGCGUGGACUCGCAAGGAAGACUCCGCCGUGUGCGGCUGCUAGACGACUACAUCGUGCCCUUUGAGUGCGGUCUUUGAUUCUCGAUCCGCAUCUCCUGUUCGCCGAUCUGGUCCUGGGCCACAGCGCAGUUAGUUCAUUUCGCAUUCGGAGUAGUUGACAUUUAAGUAGUUCGAUUCGUGAAACCGCUUCCCCAAAUUUUGGUCAGACGGAAUCUUCAUUGUGUGCUCUACGUGGACGGAGAACGAAAACAAAUAUUUUAAUCGAAGAUAUAGCCCCAAAAAGCAUGUUAUUGUAAAUUUUAUAUUUUCACGAGUAGUUCGCGUUAAUCUCGACGUUUUAGCGACUUUAAAAUUAAACAAUCAUAGCAUCUCAA